AUGUUGAUGUCCGCCCUCUCCGGGCUCGCAGCUAUGUCUGCUCCGGCCUUGGUGUCUUCUCUCUUGAUGGGAAUGAUCAUCUUGUGCUUUAUCAUCCUUGGUAUUGCCAUCUUCAACAUCUUUGUAUACCCCUUCUAUGUCUCGCCUCUCCGACAUCUGCCCGGUCCUACCGACAACGCCUUCUUCCUUGGCCAGGCCGCAAAGUUCCUUCAGGUCCCUUGGUUCCCCGAACUCUUCUGCAAGUGGUCUCGAGACCAUCCUGAAGCACCUCUUAUCCGAUAUCUGAACUUCGCCAACGGUGAGACUCUCUUCGUCAACACCAUGGACGCAUACAAGCAAGUCCUCCAGACCAAAGCCUCCUUCUUCGUAAAGCCCGCCUUUGCUCGCCAGUUCGCACAUGAAAUCAUCGGUGAUGGACUUCCUUUCGUCGAAGGUAAGCUUCACAAGGUCCGCCGCCAGGCCAUCAGCCAGCCCUUCUCGGCUCCACGCCUCAAGGCCUUCUUCCCUACUGUCCAGACCAAGGCCGAGCAAUUGAUUCGCGUUUUGACUCAACGACAUGCUGAGAAUGGCAACAUCGAAAUCGAGACCCAUGUUUGGAAGACCGUCCUUGAUGUCAUCGGACUUGAAACCUUUGGCCUUGAUCUGAACCAUCUCGAAUCUGACGAGUCUCCCUUGUUCGAGACCUUCACUAAUAUGAUGCAGCCUUCUGCAGUCGGCCAUAUCGUCAACUAUCUGAACUCUCUGGUUCCAGUCCGCCAAUUCGUCCCUAUCCAAGAAUGUGUCGAGUUCUCUCAGAGCUGCAGCAAGGUCCGCGAUUUCAUCCAUGGCUUUGUCAACAUUCGACGAAACCUGAGCGAGAAGGGUCAAUCCAACCAUGGAGAUGCUCUUCAAUGCCUCCUGGACCACGACGAUGCCGCUUGGAACGACGAAAGCAUUGUCGAAUACAUCCUGAACCUCUUGAUUCUUGGACACGACACCACUGCCUGCUCCAUCACUUGGGCUAUCCACGAACUCUCGCGCCGACCCGACGUUCAGCAGCGCCUUCGAGAAGAAAUAAUGGACCUGGACAACACUUGCCCCAUGCCCUUCUUCCCCGAUAUCGACAAGCUUCCCUACCUGCACAACUUUGUGCGCGAAGUUCUCCGCCUCUACUGCGCAGUCGCCAUGGCACCUCGCCAAGCCACUCAGGAUGUCGAAAUCGCCGGUGUUGUUCUCCCCAAGGGAACUGUCAUCCAGCUCUCGCCUGCUGUCAUGAACACUCACCCCUCCGUCUGGGGUCCUGACGCUCGAGACCUCAACCCUGACCGCUGGAAUGAUCUGUCGGGCAACGCUGCGAGUGCCUACGCAUUUGAGACGUUCCACAACGGCCCGCGAAUGUGCAUCGGCAAGCAGCUUUCCAUGAUGGAGAUGAAGGUCAUCCUGGUCGAGAUUCUCCGAAAGUUCAGAAUCGAGAAGCCUGUUGGCGCCGAAAACAAGAAAGUUGAAGUCGCUGGCCCAACUUUCACUCUCCGCCCCAAGGAGAAGUUGGUUGUUCGCUUGGUGGAGUUGUAA
Molecule: messenger RNA, 1551 nt
Organism: Fusarium coffeatum
Lineage: Eukaryota; Fungi; Ascomycota; Sordariomycetes; Hypocreales; Nectriaceae
Exons: 1
Coding region: 1-1551 (516 amino acids)
Molecular function (GO): monooxygenase activity; heme binding; iron ion binding
Source: RefSeq, a predicted model, not a curated record